Messenger RNA from Lolium rigidum, 1733 nucleotides. RefSeq names its product BTB/POZ and MATH domain-containing protein 1-like. The transcript has 4 exons. Gene Ontology annotation, biological process: protein ubiquitination. Gene Ontology annotation, molecular function: protein binding. Bases 1 to 1275 code for a protein of 424 amino acids. NCBI's taxonomy places the organism in Eukaryota, Viridiplantae, Streptophyta, Magnoliopsida, Poales, Poaceae. The record is from RefSeq and is a predicted model, not a curated record.
AUGGGCACGGGCCGAACCAGCCGCGGCGGGCCCUCCACCGCCACCCCCGCAGGCCGGCCCUACCCGCCGAUCUCCGCCCCACCGCACGCCCCCACCCCCACCUCCUCGCCGCCCCCCUCCGAGACGGCCUCCACCUCCGUCACCAAGACCGUCAACGGCUCGCACCACUUCAAGAUCGCGGGCUACUCGCUCGCCAAGGGGAUCGGCGUCGGCAAGUACAUCGCCUCCGAGUCCUUCACCGUCGGGGGGUUCGAGUGGGCCAUCUACUUCUACCCCGACGGCAAGAGCGCCGAGGACGGCGCCGCAUACGUCUCGCUCUUCAUCGCGCUCGCGUCCGAGGGCACCGACGUGCGCGCGCUAUUCGAGCUCACGCUCGUCGACCAGAGCGGCAAGGGACAGGACAAGGUGCACACGCACUUUGGGAGGUCGCUCGAGGGAGGGCCGUACACCCUAAAGUACCGCGGAAGCAUGUGGGGUUACAAACGUUUCUUCAAACGAUCUGGCCUGGAAACAUCAGAUUAUCUUAAAGAUGAUUGCCUUUUAGUGAACUGCACCGUUGGUGUUGUUCAAUCACACACUGAAGGACCAAAGAUAUACAGGAUACCAGUGCCACAAUCAAACAUGUCUCAGCAUAUUGGGCAGCUGCUGAGUAGUGGAAAGAGAACGGACAUCACAUUUGAAGUCGACGGGGAGAUGUUUCCUGCUCACAAGGUGGUACUUGCGGCCCGAUCGCCAGUUUUUAGGGCCCAGCUUUUUGGGCCCAUGAAAGAUAAAAACAUGAGGUGCAUAACAAUUGAAGAUGUGGAGGCUCCUGUCUUCAAGGCCUUGCUCCAUUUUAUGUACUGGGAUGAGUUGCCUGACAUAGAAGAGCUUACUGGUCUUAAUACAACGUGGGUGUCCACUUUGAUGGCCCAGCACUUGCUUGCAGCUGCGGAUCGUUAUGCUUUGGAGAGACUAAAAUUGCUCUCCGAACUCAAACUGUGUGAAGAUGUUGCAAUAAACACAGUAGCAAACACAUUGGCUCUGGCUGAACAGCACCACUGUUAUCAACUAAAAACUGUUUGCUUAAAAUUCGUGGCUUUGCCUGAGAAUUUGAAAGCUGUCAUGCAAACCGAUGGAUUCGAUUAUUUGCAGCAAAGCUGCCCAUCCCUUCUGACGGAGCUCCUUGAGUAUGUGGCUAAGGUAGGAGAGCACACGGUGAGCCCUUGCUUAUAUUCAAACGAAGUCCUGGAUGGCGGCGACGCAAAUGGAAGACGUGUGAAACCAAGAAUCUAAUAAAAGGGCUCGCUGGAUCAGCAUGGCAGUAGUUUCAUACGUAACGGUGUAAAGCGGCGCUUUUGCAGUGCCAUAUCUGCAUGUUGUAGUUGUGUUCCAGUGUUUGUGUUGUGACUCCAGUCUUCAUCUCACUUCUUUAGCCCCGUUACUCUGGAGUGUGCUGUGUUGCUGAUAUAUAUCCUACUGACUACUAGUGUAAAAUUGCAUUGCUGCGGAGCACGAUUGCUUUGCAGCCUGUGGUCAUAAGUGCACACAGGUGGCGCGGCGAAGGAUUACUGACUGGUACAAGGUUUGAUCGAGUGGAGGAAAUAACGGGUGCAGGGAUAUGUGUUCACAUAAUUUGAUUUGUGCUAGGUCAGCUUUGUCGAUAGUCGUCUGUAUGACUUGUAUUCAAUUGAAAUCAUGUAAUCAAAUGAGAUAUAUCUGUUCAAUCACGCAUGGAUUUAAAGUUGCUUUUC